AUGCCAUUUGCUCUGUCGCUUGUGGCCACAUGUGCUGCCGAGCACAGCCUGAGUAUCGACGCCGACAGGAGCGGGGCCGCUCUGUUCUGCAUCGCCUCACACCGACAGUCUGACGAGGACACGGCCGACCAUCGCCUGGGUAAUGGGAACCAGCGCGUCAAGUUCCACCCUGUGCGCCUGCUCGGCAAUGCGAUUGAUCGACACCUCAAUUUUGGUUUGCACGUCACCGCCGCUGCAGGGCAGACCGUGCUCCUUUGCUGUCAGCUGCGGCUGGAUGCAGGAGCUGGUGCGUCCCAGCAACACCAUGCGGUCUCUUCUGGUUGGGUGCGUCCACAGUGCGUUGCACCACGACGGCGAGGCAGUCGCACGGCAUCUCUUGGCCCACGCGCAUCAACGAAGGAUGCUUCUGUCCACCUGGCCGCCAGUCAAGCACCGCUGCGGAGGAUCAUUGGGUUCCGCGCACCCACACAGCACGAACGCCUCACAUUUCUUUGGUAUAUUGAGGAAGUGCGUGGCGCAGUAUGCUCGGAAACCACACCUUCGUCAAUACUUGGGAAGGCGGCGACGACCAUUCCGCUGCCGAGAGAUGCCGUCCUCAAGGAACUGCGACGCGUCUGUAGCCACAUGAGGAUCUUCCCGCACCACAUCCGCGCCUCUCAUGCUGAGCACCGGAUUUUCGUCUGCGACACUGUGAGCUGCGACGGGGUGGGCGUCUUCCGGCCACGGCACGCCAACGACUCCCUGGACUGUGUCAGACGAUCGGCCCUUGAAGCGGCCUGCGCCUCUCUGGGACCGUAUGACGCAGGCCGCUGGACGGCACGUUGUCUCUCGCUGCGCAUGCAUUCGGAUCCGCUGCGCUGCCACUUGACUCCCCGGACAGCCGCGCUGCCUGUGGAGCCUCACCGCACAGCUGCUGGCAGCCUUGCAUGCUCCUGCCGAGCGGAGUGUCCUGCCACUGAGCAUGGCCUCGGACACUUCCAGUUCCCCGCCUGGCAGCAGCAUCCCAAUCGCCAACACGAGUUCCUGCCGCCACAGACUUCCUCUCGGCGAUGGAGGCGCUCCUCUUUGGCCCACUGGCGGUGCACGACAACGGCGUCACCGAAGAGAUUUGCAUCAUGCCGCUUUCACUGGUGGAUUGAGGUCACACGGCUGAAUCCACAUUUCCCCAUGACACUGCGGAAUCCCACGCAGCGUGACAGCGAACGCGGACACCGUCAUGGCACGAUCUCUCCCGCAGGACUGCGUCACUGCCUGGCACGUGGGCUUCCUUACCGCCGUCAAGAGGUUAUAAUGGAAGGAUGUCCAGGAGGAAAGGGAAGGCGCGUACACCGUGUGACAGGCGCCUGUCGGCGUGGCGAGGACUCUGUUCCUGGUGCUGACCCGGACAUCGUGCCCCGAGUGGCGGCACUGCGCACGGGCGCGAUGCAACACCUUCCCACUCUUCGACAGGCCUGCACGCGCCCUGCGGAUCACAAGGAACCCUCUGUGUCGGUGGCGCCGUCCCUCCCUCACUGCGGUGACCGGCCCGCCUCUGCCUCCGCCGGAACCUCUUCCCGACGUGAGCACCGCAACUCCUUGUCGACCAGCGAGCGGUGGAUUGACGUCCUCCUGCCCAACCUGCGACAGCGUGCGCUUGUCCGUCCACAGUAUGAGGGCACAUGCCGGACGUGCUCAGCCUGGCGUUAUAAUAGUUUGCGAGGGCCUCCCAUGCGGAUGCCGCAAUGGCGCCACCGUCUUCUUAGCAGGCGCCUCGCGCGCAGGUUGCCACCGAAGAUCCAAGCAUGCCAGCAGGCAAGGCACGCAGGAAGGACAAACGCGGGUACUCGAGAUGGACCAGGCUCUUCCGCCACCGCUGCAUCACGGACGCCACGGGCUGCUGAUCCCCGACGGACCACGGGAGACUCCGCCUCAUCCACUGAGGGAAUGCCCCGUCGUUGA
Trypanosoma cruzi is the source of this 1938-nucleotide messenger RNA. RefSeq lists its product as uncharacterized. The record is from RefSeq and is a predicted model, not a curated record. Bases 1 to 1938 code for a protein of 645 amino acids. NCBI's taxonomy places the organism in Eukaryota, Euglenozoa, Kinetoplastea, Trypanosomatida, Trypanosomatidae. The transcript has a single exon.